UCAUAAAUAACAUUGAUUUGUCCCUGAGUGUGUGUGUGUGUGGUGUUUAUUUGCUUGUGAAAUAAUAUUAAUAAAAAACAUCGCAUCACAUCAAUACUUCCGUCGUAUCUUGGCUGAAGAAGAAAAGAAAUUAACACCCGAAAAAAUUUUCACUAUUUGUUUUUUUGGCUGGUGAAAUCAAACAACUACAACUAAGUAGCUGUUGUAUCCAAUUUUUGGCUGUAUCCAAUUUUUCUUUCCUCCAUCUAAUUAAACAAAAGGCAACAGAAAAAAAAUGGCAAAUUCACCCGAUCAUUCACCAGUUGAUGAUUCAAUCGAUCCGGACAAAGAAGCAAGGAUGUUAUUAAAUCCACCAACUGAUUCGGUUCAAUUUACAACCACCAAUUCAGCAACUGCACCACGUGAUCCAACUAAUGGACAGGUUUUGUUAUCACCUACUGGAUCAAAUGGUGGUGUACCAAAUUCACCAUCAGCUAUUCGUAGCGGUGUUGGUAUGACUAAACAAGAAUUAAUGAAAUAUGCUAACGAUCCAUUUUGGGUUCGUUUGCGUACAUUUUUAUUCAUCUUGUUCUGGGUAAUUUGGUUUGCAAUGCUUAUUGGUUCAGUUAUUAUUGUAGCUAUGGCACCUGGUUGUCCAGCUACAGCAUCAUUACCAUGGUGGAAAAAAUCAUCAAUAAUGCAAUUAUAUUUGGGUGAAACACCACCAACAAAUCGUAGUAUUUAUGUUGGUCAAUUAUCACAAAAAUUGGAUAAUGUUGAAUCACGUUUGCAAGAAUUAGCUGAUAAAAAUGUUGAUACUAUUAUUAUCGGACCAUUCGAUGCAUACAUUUUAAUGGAUGCACCAAAUGAAAAUAAUUCAACUAUCGAUUCGAUUAAUGUACUUCGAUCAAAAAUUCAAUCAUUAGCUAAAAAUGAUAAAGAAAUUAAAGUAAUUGUUUCAUUACGUUUACAACAAACACCUGAAACAUUUCAUUGGUUUAAUUGGUCAAAAUCAAAUCAAUCGGAUUAUGAAGAUGCAUAUAUUUGGUCGAAUGAAAAACCUAAAACACAAUAUUAUAAAUAUGAUGUUGAUCGUUUACAAUAUGUUGCAUUAGGUUCAAAUGAUAGUCCAUUAUUGAAUUAUGGUUCAGCUAAAGUUCGUGAAUUAAUUCAUAAUACAAUAUUGGAAUGGAUGAAAACAAAAAUUGAAGGUAUACAAAAUGGUGCUAUUUGGAUACAAGAUCCAACAACUGGUGAAUUGAAUAAAUCAAAAGAAGCUGAAUUAGAUAUGAAACGAUCGGUAAAAACAGCCGGACAGAAUAAAGUAUUCUUGAUUACUGAUCAACAAUUAGCUGAAAGUGCAUUCGAUGAUGGUGAAGAAGAAGCAUCAUUCGAUAUGGCACCAGAUUCAAAAUUUUGGGAAGAUUUACAAAAAGAAUUUAAACCAGAUCCAGAAAAAGGAUUAAAAGAAUUAUUUGAACGUCGUUUUGCACCAUAUAUUGAACAUGAUCAAAAAUCAAUGAAUGAUCAGAAUAAAACUGAAUCAGAUAUUUUAGUUACAAGAGAAAAUGUUGGUAAACAUUGGCGUUCAUAUCAGAUAUCACAUCCAGCCGAUCCAAUCAAUCGUAUUAAUCGUGAAUGGGGUCUAUCAAUGGCUGAAGGUGCAUUAAUUGCCAUAUAUAUGAUGCCACGUGUUACACCAGUAUUACAAUUUGAUUUAGUUGCUAUACCGGAUAUACAAUCCAUAUUGAAUAAAUCAACUAUACCGGAAAAAAUGUUAAAAUUAAGACAAGAUUAUCCGGAAACAUUUUUAGCUGGACGUACAAUAUUACCAAAAGUACAAGGAUCAUCAACAAUUUUUGCAUUAUAUCGUGGUGCUAAAAAAGAUAAUGGCUAUCUAUUGUUAAUUAAUCAACAAACAAAACAACAAACCAUAUCGAUUGAUUCGAAUGAAUUACCCUAUCAAGAUACAGUCAUAUCAAGACGUGUUAUUUUAGUGAAUAGUGAUUCACAAACAAAAGAUUCAAUCAUUGGUAUUGAUAUUAAUCUUGGUCAGAUAAAAAUGGAUGCCAAACAAACAUUAUUGAUUGAAUUUAGUGUCAAUUAAUCAAUUGAUGACAAAACAAAAAUCGUUUGAAUUUCAAACUAAUUAAAAUUAAUU
This is a messenger RNA of Dermatophagoides pteronyssinus (European house dust mite), 2140 nucleotides long. RefSeq names its product CD98 heavy chain (gene CD98hc). The record is from RefSeq and is a predicted model, not a curated record. NCBI's taxonomy places the organism in Eukaryota, Metazoa, Arthropoda, Arachnida, Sarcoptiformes, Pyroglyphidae. Gene Ontology annotation, molecular function: L-leucine transmembrane transporter activity; L-alanine transmembrane transporter activity; aromatic amino acid transmembrane transporter activity. Gene Ontology annotation, cellular component: apical plasma membrane; basolateral plasma membrane. Gene Ontology annotation, biological process: L-alanine import across plasma membrane; phenylalanine transport; L-leucine import across plasma membrane.